AUGAAAAGGCGGAAGGGAUCGAGCUUGGGAAGUAUGCACACUGUGUCUGAGAUAAGAAAACAUAAGAGAGAAAGAAACAGAAAGCUUCUUCUGGAGAUAUAUGGACUGGAGAAAGAUCCAAAUUUAACCAAGGAUGCAAGGGGAAGGUAUGUCUGUGCACUUUGUAAGACUAAGCAUCUGACAGAGAUGAGUUAUGUAAAGCAUAGAGAAGGAAAGAAGCACAGAGAAGUACUUUCGAGAAAAGAAGAGACCACUCGCAUUAUUCCUUCUUUUAGUAUACGGAAUCUAGUGAGGGAAGGGAAAAAAGGAUACGGCAUUGCUGUUGACUACAAGCUUGCUGAGGAAAUGCCACAGCAUCGCUUUGUAAGCAGUCUAGAACAAGGUGUGGAGGAGUAUGACGAGUGUUUUGGAUACCUCGUAUUUGUGUGCCAGCCUUACGAGAACAUCGGAUUCAAAUUCGAAAACAGGGAGAUUGACAGAACCUCCAUCUAUGAAGACAUUGAUGAGGAGACGGGAGCAUACAUGUUUCACUUCUUCUUUCAAAAGACUCAUGAUUGA
This is a messenger RNA of Encephalitozoon intestinalis ATCC 50506, 558 nucleotides long. RefSeq names its product splicing factor 3A subunit 2. The transcript has a single exon. Gene Ontology annotation, cellular component: U2-type prespliceosome; U2 snRNP; catalytic step 2 spliceosome. Lineage: Eukaryota; Fungi; Microsporidia; Unikaryonidae. The coding region runs from base 1 to 558 and encodes 185 amino acids. The record is from RefSeq and is a predicted model, not a curated record. Gene Ontology annotation, biological process: spliceosomal complex assembly.